UUCAAAACCGGAAACGGAAAUUGGAGCGCUACGCUAUCAACAAGCCUGGAAAACUAGCAUUUUGACGCCAGCGACCCUCUUUCGCCAAGUUGAGCUUAAUUGUAUCUAUUGUUAAUGAAUUAGUAAUCUUAUCGUUGUGUUUUACCUGCCUUGCUAGCUAAUGUAAAUUACAAAACUGGGUAGCUAACGGUAUCUUACCUCCAUCGUUAGCUUGGUUGGUAAUUGCUGCUGUUUUGUUGACGCUUAGCUGCAGAACAUAGAGCCCGAAGCUGUAACCUAGUGUUAGGGGGGCAGACUGACAAUGGCCGACCCUGCACGGAUCAAACCUGAGGCUACACCGGAGAGAGCAACUUCUGCCAACGAGGAGCGUCCAAACGUUAAACCGGAGGAAUCUGAUGAUGUGCCAACCACAGCAAAACCUGCAGAUGAAAACAAAGAUUCAUCCCCCCAAGAUCAGCCAAAAGAGGAGCUUAAAUCAGAAAUGGCUGCUGGGGAAGACGAGGAAGAAGGAACCUCUGGCCAGCCGUCUUCCAAAAGACUGAAGGUGGAGCCAGAGAAGAAGAAGGAGAAGCGGCAGAAGGUCGACGAGGAUGAAAUACAAAAGAUGCAGGUUUUGGUGUCAUCGUUUUCUGAGGAGCAGCUGAAUCGCUAUGAGAUGUACAGACGUUCUGCCUUCCCUAAGGCUGCUAUUAAGAGGUUGAUCCAGUCUAUAACAGGAUCAUCAGUGUCCCAGAAUGUAGUGAUUGCCAUGUCUGGUAUUUCCAAGGUUUUUGCUGGGGAAAUUGUGGAGGAAGCAUUGGACGUUUGUGAGAAGUGGGGAGAUACACCCCCACUUCAGCCCAAGCAUAUGAGGGAAGCGGUGAGGAGGUUGAAGAGCAGAGAUCAGAUUCCCAACUCUAAGCACAAGAAAAUCCUCUUUCACUGAGGCAUCGGUGCUUCAGAUUAUAUGGGAAAUAUGGACAGAUUACAUGUGGGAGACGAAGAAGAAUCAUUUGACUGAAGUAUGAACCUCUAAUUAUCAAUGUAAUGGUUGAUGAAACAUACAGUUCAAAUGGUGUGAAAUUAUAUUCAUGUAGUAUGGUUGUAUUUUAUACUUGAAAAUAUGAAAUGUCUCAUUUUUAUUUUCUUAGGUGGCAAAAUUGUGGCACCUUUGAAGUCAAAUGGUUUGAAUAAGAAAAAUGUGCAUUUUUUGGUUUUUAUGGCGUUGUGUACUCAUUUUGAUAAACAUUUCAAAAUGUUACUCCAUAAUGAGAGUAUUUUACUGUAUCACAUUACUCACACCAGUUUUAUUGCCAGGUGACCUGACAAAAGGUUGUACAAUUGUCUGGAUUGUUUUUUUCCCACAGAAUAACAGGAACAUUGUUUAUGACAAAAAAUGACUCAUCAUUCAGAUCAUCUCCGGAAUUGACUACGUUUGGCUGACAAUACUAAAAUAAAGGCGCUUUGAGGUUUGUUUUGAAAGAAGUACAAUUAUCAAGGAUAAAGUCAAACUGUGGAUCACACCAU
Molecule: messenger RNA, 1506 nt
Organism: Acanthopagrus latus (yellowfin seabream)
Lineage: Eukaryota; Metazoa; Chordata; Actinopteri; Spariformes; Sparidae
Gene: taf11
Product: TAF11 RNA polymerase II, TATA box binding protein (TBP)-associated factor
Exons: 6
Coding region: 302-925 (207 amino acids)
Biological process (GO): RNA polymerase II preinitiation complex assembly; transcription initiation at RNA polymerase II promoter
Cellular component (GO): transcription factor TFIID complex; nucleus
Molecular function (GO): protein heterodimerization activity; transcription coactivator activity
Source: RefSeq, a predicted model, not a curated record